AUUUUCAACUUACAAAUGUUGGUUAUAUUGACAACUAAGUUCUUUAUUUUUGGUAAAAGUUUAGAUUUAAACGAAUGGAAAAACAGUUAUUAGGGAGACUGUUUUGGGAAAAUAAAGCAAUAGAGGAAACAUUCGAAAAUAAGAAAAGAAAACAUGAACAUGGCAGUGGUUUUUGCACUGUAUUUAUUCUGGAUACAUCUGAGACCAUGGCAGGAGAAGGUUUACAUCAAAUGAAGAAAGCUCUUUGGGACAUAUUAGACGAAUACAAAACCUUGUGCCUAGACGACAACGUUGCUGUUAUUGGAUUUGGUGCCGAAACUAAGUUUCUUCAUUAUUAUUCAAACAGAUAUAGCUCUAUCGAGAAAUGUCUUGAUAACAUUGACUGCAAAGGACCAUCACCUUUGGAAUCAGGAAUUAUUUUGUCCUAUUCGUGUUUAAAGCAUGGAGGAGGUCACACCUCCAACGUACACCCUCUUGUUAUCAGAGCUAGAGUGGUGGUGAUUUCUGAUGGGAACUUCACAGGCCUGUCCGACCCCAGAGAGUCAUUGGAAACAACGACAGAAAGCGAAACAUUUGACAGACUUUUAGCACUUGUCGGAAGUCAAGGGGAAUGUAACCCGUUUACCUUUAUACCAGUUGGCAGAAAUCCAAAUUAUCGCAUCCUAGGAGCGUUGGCAGCAGCAGCAAAAGGUGGACGGCUCAUUGGAUGGGAGGAAGCUCGGCAAUAUGCAAGAUUAUCGCUAAAUAUUCGUGUUGCUGGUCAUCUUCUGUCUCAAUUUUGCGGUGAGACAAUAACAGAAGAGGUGGUGAGGAAACAAUAUCCAAGUUCUGGUCAUGGAACUGGAACUUGGAAAGAUAUUAAUCAAGUAUGUGAGAUAUUAAAUGAGAAGGAGGUAUAUGAUGAAGAUGAAGACGAUGGAAACUUCAAAGAACGAUAUUCCACAAUGCCUUGUGUGGGUACAAGGGUUCGAAGAGGAAGAGAUUGGCAUUAUGGAAAUCAGGAUAGUAAUGGGGUCGGAACAGUUAUUGGUCAUACUAAUCUAGUCGGGGUGAUUUUAGUAGAAUGGGACAAUGGCAGAAGAUAUGAUUAUCGAUAUGGCCGCACAAUGAUAGAGGAAGCAUACGAUUUGGUAAUAUGUGACGAACCACGGCCUAUCCCACGAAACAAACCAAUAGCUACCGGGUGUCUUGUUCGCAGAGGGCUUGACUGGCAAUGGGGAGAUCAAAAUGGUAGUAAAGACAGCAUUGGGACUGUUUAUAGAGUGAGAGAAUUAAGAGGAGAGAUAUAUGUGCGAUGGCCUAAUGGAGUAAAAGGCAAUUACAGAUUUGGACACAAAAAUAAAUACGAUUUGUUCAUAUGCGAUCCCCAAGAUCCAGAAGUAAUGGAAACAUAUAAGUCACAAAAGGAAACAAUGUACAAAGAUAGAAAAGGGGAAAGGUCAAGCUAAUUAAAACCCUGACUGAAAUAUUUCUGAUGAUUUUUGCUGCAAAAAAAAAAUUACCCUUCAUUUUUAUGAAGCUAAGACUAAUGUUUCUACUAAAGUUGUUAUUAUAAUAGUAUAAUGAUUGACUUGAACAAGAACAAUAAUUAACAUUAGUCAACAAAUGUAGCUAUUUGAUUUCUGUUAAAUAAAGUUGAAUAAAAGCAACAAAAAACUAAACUGAAAAGUAUUUUAGAUAACACCUGUCAUUUUCAACAAGGAUUAAGGACCUGCCAUUAACACACACCUUCCUGGUUUUGAUGACAAAAAAAUCUCUCCUCUAGAAACAUUUG
Messenger RNA from Magallana angulata, 1774 nucleotides. RefSeq lists its product as uncharacterized. The coding region runs from base 75 to 1448 and encodes 457 amino acids. The transcript is spliced from 13 exons. Lineage: Eukaryota; Metazoa; Mollusca; Bivalvia; Ostreida; Ostreidae. The record is from RefSeq and is a predicted model, not a curated record. Gene Ontology annotation, molecular function: metal ion binding; ubiquitin-protein transferase activity. Gene Ontology annotation, cellular component: cytoplasm. Gene Ontology annotation, biological process: protein ubiquitination.